CUUACAUUUUGGUCGCUAAAACUUUGUUUAUGAAUAUAUGGAUUACCGAAAAAUAAGGGACCAUGAAAUAACUAAUAAAUGACCAAAUAAUAUAUGAUGUUAAUUUUUUUUUACUUUUCAGUUUUCAUAUAAUAAUGAAAUAACUUGGUUACUCUCUUUCCUCGCCGUAGUCUGAGUCUGAACCCUAAAACAUCCCGCUUCGCUGCUCAGGACCAAGAAUCUCAGAUUCAACUGAUCUUUGCAACAUGACGAGGGUUUAUGUCGGGAAUUUGGACCCACGCGUCACCGAAAGAGAACUCGAAGACGAAUUCAAGGCCUUCGGUGUUCUUCGCAAUGUCUGGGUAGCUCGUAGACCUCCUGGCUACGCAUUCCUCGAGUUCGAUGACGAAAGAGAUGCUUUGGAUGCAAUCAGCGCAUUGGAUCGAAAGAAUGGGUGGCGUGUGGAGCUUUCUCAUAAAGAUAAAGGAGGUCGUGGAGGUGGUGGUGGUCGUCGUGGAGGUAUUGAGGAUUCCAAGUGCUAUGAGUGUGGUGAGCUUGGACAUUUUGCUCGCGAGUGUCGCCGUGGUCGAGGCUCUGUGAGGCGUAGAAGCCCUAGUCCCCGUCGUCGUAGGAGUCCAGAUUAUGGGUAUGCUCGCAGGAGUAUAAGCCCGCGUGGAAGAAGAUCUCCUCCAAGGCGUCGCAGUGUUACUCCACCUCGCCGUGGGAGGAGCUACAGCAGAUCCCCUCCUUAUCGUGGUUCACGCCGUGAUUCUCCUCGCCGCAGAGACUCGCCCUAUGGUCGACGUUCGCCAUAUGCCAAUGGGGUGUGAAACUGGACCCUGAAGAGAAAGAAGCUAUUACUAAGCUAUGAUGCUAUAUCUACUCUGUGGCGCCUUUUAGGAUAGAUCUUUAUAUCUGCUAUUAUGGUAUUAGCUCUUCUAGGUUUGGUUGUUGAGCAUGGACAUGUCAUGGUAUGUUCGAGUUUUAUUAGACAAUUGGAUUUGGUGAGUUCUCCUUCAUGCUGUUUUCCAACAGCCGUCUUGACUUAUUCUCUAUAACACGCACUGGCCUGCUGUCUUCACACAGCGUCCUUGAACCCCUACACUUGAGGUCGUUCUUUCGUAUCCAUAAAUGUUUUGUCUCUUGUUGAAUGCACUUUCCUUAUUAUAUAGACAUAUCUAAAAAGCUCAACUGUUUCCACUCUUUUUCCCUUGUGAGGUAUGAUUUAUCGGGGAUCUCUUGGCAGCACAGCUGCAUCUUACUCUCCCCACAACUUAGUUUUAUCAUGAAUCUGCAUCCUCAACUCGACCAACAUCAGCUAGAAUUUGCUUGUUACAUUGUGUGACUUUUAGAUUGCCCUGCUCUUUACUCACCACUCCUACCCCAAGUCUGCAACCAAGCUUCUAUUGAGAAAGACGAAUCUGUUUCUUCACCCCGUCCUCUUCCUAGCUCUCGGCUGCUAUAUCACCACUUGGUUUCUCUACUCACUUUUGUUUUUCGGUCAACUUUGUUACACAUCUGUUGGUGGAUCACACACUUACAUUAAAUUAAACCCAUUUGUGGAUGCUUCUUUUUUAUAUUGCUUGUGAAAAACGUGUUAGCUUAGUCUUUUGUGUUCAUGAUUUGGUUUCCCACUUAUGCUUUUCUUUUCCCAAUUAAUCUCG
This is a messenger RNA of Arabidopsis thaliana (thale cress), 1643 nucleotides long. RefSeq names its product RS-containing zinc finger protein 21 (gene RSZ21). Gene Ontology annotation, molecular function: RNA binding; zinc ion binding; nucleic acid binding. Gene Ontology annotation, cellular component: nuclear speck. The transcript has 6 exons. The record is from RefSeq and is marked reviewed. The coding region runs from base 246 to 809 and encodes 187 amino acids. NCBI's taxonomy places the organism in Eukaryota, Viridiplantae, Streptophyta, Magnoliopsida, Brassicales, Brassicaceae. Gene Ontology annotation, biological process: mRNA splicing, via spliceosome.